Messenger RNA from Lachancea meyersii CBS 8951, 1980 nucleotides. The record is from the annotation of a GenBank genome assembly. NCBI's taxonomy places the organism in Eukaryota, Fungi, Ascomycota, Saccharomycetes, Saccharomycetales, Saccharomycetaceae.
AUGAGCUCAAACGGCUCCAAAUUAGAGAUAUAUGGCGCACUGAAGCCGGGCCGCACACUUGGCGAAAAGGACAUGGAAUCCAAGGUGAAAGCGCUGCAAAUGGAAGAUCUUAACUACUCAUCAGUGUCAAGAAUCUCAUCUCAACUUCUUCACUGGAAAACCAGCAUUGAUUCAAUCCAGGUGCAGCACAAGAAACAAAAGGGAAGACGUUACACCCUCAGUCGUGACAUCUUGAAUGCGUUGGACUCCAAGUUGAAUUCCUACACUUUGAAACUUUUGAAAAUUUUUCGAAAUGAGUGUUCAGGUUGUGAUGAAGCCGACUACGCAGUUUUCCAAAGGCUAGACUCCGUCUCUCAGCAAACAUACGGGACGAUACUCCCUCUUAUAAAAAUAUUAGAAGGUUCAGAGCAAAAUUCAUUAACUGUUGAUGAACAUCCCUGUGGGCUGGCAGGAAACCUUGAAUUAAGGUUUUUAGAGUAUCUCAUUCAAUGGAAGUGCCCACAAUUGAUUCGCAUGUUAGAAUUUUCUUGGGCCAGGGCCAGGAGCAAUGGCUAUUUUGUGCCUGACGCAAGAAAUCUAAAUGCUAGAGUCUACAGAGCCCAACUAAAUUCAAUGAAACCGCUAGACUUUUGUGUGGAAGCCACUUACUUGGAAAACUCGACCGUUUACGCAAAAAAUCUGGCAGUGCCUCCAACGACAGCAUUUCUGUCAACUCUAUCUGAUAUUAUACUGACGGAACAAAGCAUUACACAAAGCUUCAGUAUGAAGACCCAAGAAAAUGUAAGAGUUAACAUUUUAAAACAGACUCUAUAUCGGUCGGAAGUCUUGACGAAGUUGAUCAGUUCUUUGAUGAAAAAUUACCGCGCUAGCCCAGAUGUCAACAAAAUAGACCUCAAAAGUCUCCAAGAACUAUGCAAGGCUGCUGGCUGUGCAGAAUCGUUCAUGAGCGGGCUUGUGGAAGGAAUGUACAAAACCAUGGAAGAUGCCUUUUCACAACGAACGGGCUUCGCUGAUCUUCAAAAAUUGAUCCAUUACGAUGAGGAAAUACUCUGUCAUCUAUUCGAAGACGCUUCUUUUAAGGUUGGGUUCGAGCGCAGCUGGAAGACCCAUUGUAGUACAGGAUCGAGAGCGCAAAUAAUGGCAACUGAUUUGAUCAAGUGUUUAAACACUUUCUUCAAGCAGAAGUCGCAGGAUGCUGACCUAAUUGAUCAGCAGCUGGAACAAUUUAUAUCAAGAGCGAGAAAACUAUUUCAAUUAAAUGGGGAAAUCGUGCCUGCCUUCACCAGGCUAUGUCUUUUGCGUCGAGCUGUCAAAGAAGGGCGUACGUUUCUGACAUAUCUUUUCGAAGCUGGUCCGCCCACUCCAGAAAUGAAAGUGUACAACUCACUGCUCAGCGAAAAUUUACCGGGAGACAGUCAUUUGAGAAGCGUCAAAGAUUCACUCGAAAAGUCAUACUUGGCCCAUUUACACCUGAACAUUGAGUCGCCAGAUAUUGGGCCGGUCAUUUUAACCAAACGCGAUGUUGAAAUGAUCUACAAACCUGAAUCUGUGGAAACACUGCGAUUGCCGGAGGACAUGCGGCCGCUCUGGGGCACCAUCGAAGAGAAAAUUUCGACUAAGAUUAAUACUUCCACCUGCAAAACAAAGUUGAACUUAAUACCCAUGCUCAAUACUGUCGAGCUACAGACGCCUUUCGUCCUGCCAAAUUCGAGACCAUUGGUGAUUCAAGUAAAUUUGUUGCAAGCUACAGUACUGUUACAAUUUAGUCAGUGCGACUGUCUCAGCUUUUACGAGCUGAAGAAACAAUGUCAACUAGUUGAUGAUGAGCUAUUGACUAAGACUUUACGAUCUUUGUCGCGGAUUGGUCUCUUGCUUCAGAAUCGAGCUCAGUUUACAUUCAAUAAUAGGUUCCAGCCUAAGGGCGUCAACCGGCGGAAUAAUACGAUGAGAAUAGAUUUCCACGGGUCUCAGCCGGGCUGA